AUGUUUGAAUCUUUACAGAUUGAAGAAGGUGUUAUGGUGAUGGAAGAUGAUUCUCCUGAGGAGGCUGUUAGUACCCCAAAUACCCCUCGCAACCUUGCCGCGUGGAAAAUUAGCAUCCCAUAUGUAGAUUUUUUUGACGAUCCCUCCUUGGAAAGAAAAGACAGAAAGGAGAGAAUUCCUGUGUUCUGCAUUGACGUAGAGAGAAAUGAUAGAAGGGCAGUUGGGCAUGAACCUGAACACUGGUCCGUCUACAGGAGGUAUCUUGAAUUUUAUGUGCUUGAGUCGAAGCUAACAGAAUUUCACGGUACGUUUCCUGAUGCUCAGCUUCCCUCAAAGAGAAUCAUUGGCCCCAAGAACUACGAGUUCUUAAAAUCCAAGAGAGAGGAGUUUCAGGAAUAUCUGCAGAAACUUCUGCAACAUCCAGAACUAAGUAACAGUCAGCUUUUAGCUGACUUCCUGUCCCCUAACGGAGGAGAGACUCAGUUUCUUGAUAAAAUGUUGCCUGAUGUGAAUCUUGGUAAAAUUAUAAAAUCUGUUCCAGGAAAGCUGAUGAAAGAGAAAGGUCAGCAUUUGGAGCCAUUCAUCAUGAAUUUUAUCAACUCCUGUGAAUCUCCCAAGCCUAAACCAAGUCGGCCUGAACUUACCAUUUUGAGUCCCACUUCUGAAAACAACAAGAAGCUUUUCAAUGAUUUAUUCAAGAAUAAUGCAAACCGGUCUGAGAAUACAGAAAGACGACAAAAUCAGAACUACUUCAUGGAAAUGAUGACUGUAGAAGGAGUCUAUGACUACUUAAUGUAUGUUGGUAGGGUUGUUUUCCACAUUCCUGACUGGCUUCAUCACCUCUUGAUGGGAGGAAGAAUUCUCUUCAAAAAUACUUUGGAACUGUACACAGACUAUUACUUGCAUUAUAAGUUAGAACAGCUGUUUCAGGAGCAUCGGUUGGUUUCUCUGAUAACACUGCUGAGAGAUGCCGUGUUUUGUGAGAACACCGAACCUCGCUCUCUGCAGGACAAACAGAAGCGAGCAAAGCAGACUUUUGAAGAGAUGAUGAGAUACAUUCCAGAUUUAAUAGGCAAGUGCAUUGGGGAAGAGGCUAAAUAUGAAGGCAUCAGGCUUCUCUUUGAUGGAAUGCAGCAACCAGUGCUCAACAAACAGUUAACUUAUGUUCUGCUGGACAUUGGGAUCCAAGAACUCUUUCCAGAGCUGAGUAAGGGUCUGAAGGAAGCCAGCUCUGUGUCAUGUUGGAUGUGAACGCAGGGACCUUGCUGGACACCCAGUAGAAACAUCUGCUGUGCACUGUUGCAAUGGACGUGACACUUUAACCUUGCAUUGUAUAUUUUCUUGUAAAUAACAUAAGAUUUAAGUUCUAAAAAAUAUCUUUAUGCAAUAAAGACAUUAAAAAUUAAUACAAAUUACAAGUAAA
Molecule: messenger RNA, 1423 nt
Organism: Antrostomus carolinensis (chuck-will's-widow)
Lineage: Eukaryota; Metazoa; Chordata; Aves; Caprimulgiformes; Caprimulgidae
Gene: SNX14
Product: sorting nexin 14
Exons: 12
Coding region: 1-1251 (416 amino acids)
Biological process (GO): autophagosome maturation
Cellular component (GO): late endosome
Molecular function (GO): phosphatidylinositol binding
Source: RefSeq, a predicted model, not a curated record